AUGGUGCACAUUCUGAAGAAUCCAGACGGCACCGUCAACUUCGACGCCGUCAAGAAAGAGACCGAUCUCCUGAAAGGAAAGUACGCUCAGAACGCGGAGAACAUCAAGAAGAACGCAGAACGCGAAGAGCAGCAGAAGCAGGACUCGUCGGCUCCACAAACUUCAAGUCACGGCGACAUUGUGCCUCCCAAGGCAGAGGGGCCAAAGUAG
Kalmanozyma brasiliensis GHG001 is the source of this 210-nucleotide messenger RNA. RefSeq lists its product as uncharacterized. The record is from RefSeq and is a predicted model, not a curated record. The transcript is spliced from 2 exons. The coding region runs from base 1 to 210 and encodes 69 amino acids. NCBI's taxonomy places the organism in Eukaryota, Fungi, Basidiomycota, Ustilaginomycetes, Ustilaginales.